This is a messenger RNA of Medioppia subpectinata, 3975 nucleotides long. The record is from the annotation of a GenBank genome assembly. Lineage: Eukaryota; Metazoa; Arthropoda; Arachnida; Sarcoptiformes; Oppiidae.
ACCACGGCUAACGAAAGAGAGAAGCCGUUACUGAUUGGGGCCCUAAAGUCCAACACCGGUCACACGGAGGGGGCGUCGGGUCUGUGCGCCGUCACUAAAGUAAUCCUCGCCUUUGAAAACGAGUUAAUCCCAGCGAACCUACACUUCAAUAGAGCCAACCCAGCGAUUGAGUCCCUAAUCGAGGGUCACAUUCAGCCCAUUAACGAGAAUACCGUGUUUUCGGGCGAUUUGGUCGGUCUCAACAACUUUGGUUUAGGCGGUUCUAACACACACCUCAUACUACGGUCGCCGAAGAUUAAGGCACAGAAAGGCAAUGACCAGAUUGUAGACCACAGGUAUCCGCGUUUAGUGCAGAUAUGCGGACGCAGUCAGGAGGCGGUCGAGUAUUUCUUUGGCAAACUGUUUGAAAAGCCUUCAAAAAUCAGUAGAGAUUUACUGAAUUUGAUUAAUGAGUUGUCAAAGAGCUCGCCCUACGAGACGGGGACCGGAUGUCGGCCCAUGAGAUACCGUGGCUAUACAUUAAUUAGCGCCAACUCCAGUGUCCAAACCGGACUAACUUUCACACCGAUUCAGAUCAACAAAGUGGCCAAAACGAGCCGACAAUUGUGUUUUCUAUACGCGUCAAAAGAGUUUCAAUUGCCAGCGAUUAACAAACAACUAAUGAGUUUUGAUGUCAUCUCAGACUCUAUUCAUAAGUCGGCGAUUGUGUUGAGAGACAAAGGCGUGGAUCUGUUGGCGCUAUUGACUAAACCAAAUGUCGAUUCUAACAAUUGGGCGUUGAAUUCAAUGCUAUCGACGGUCGCCACUCAGAUGGCUUUGACGGAUCAGUUGCGGCACUUGAAUCUCACGGCCGAUCGUAUGAUUGGCUACUCCGCCGGUGAGAUAGUGUGCGCGUAUGCGGACGGCUGUCUCACUGCUCGGGAAACCCUUUUAGUUGCCUAUUAUUGCGGGAAAUUCAUCGACAAAAUGGCAGUCAAAAAGGGUUUAAAUCGCAAGUUUAACGAUUUGAUUGUCUAUAAUAUGGGCCAUUGUUUUGGUCAGUAUUACAAAGAAGUGCUGACCACUGGUCCGGAAGUAAAAUCAUAUAUUGAGACAUUGGUUCAGACGUUAGAUUCAGUGAUCGGAUCCGAUCGAAAAAAGUCCUCUAAAUGGAUCUCAAAUACCAACGAUAAUAACUGCGAUAACAUUAGCGGCAAAUAUUUUGUUAAUUGCCUAAUAUUGCCGGCGAUGUUAAAGAAUACGCUCACCAAUGGUUUGACCAACGGAUCAGUAAUCGUCGACUUGUCUCCGGACACUCUAAUGGCAAAUGAGAUCAUGAAUUUAAAUACAAAUUAUACAUACAUUUCUCUAAUGAAAGGAAUGGAUGACAAUUGCGAGUCAUUAUUGUUGACCGGUUUGGGCCGUCUCUAUACAAAUGGCUUUAAUGUAAAAAGACUGUAUCCUACAGUUGGGGGUCCGGUAUCGACGGGCACUCGAAUGCUGUCGCCAUUUAUCCAAUGGAAUCACACAAAAUCCUACCGUGAGAUCAAAUUUCCCGAUUAUUUUAAUUACUUUCAAAAUCGGUCGGACGAGUCCUAUACCAUCGACUUUAUGAACGUGAACGACAAGUAUAUACUCGAUCACUGUAUUGAUGGCAAAAUCCUAUUCCCGGGCACCGGGUAUCUGAUGCUUGCGUGGCGUUCAUUGGCUUUUCACAAGAAUAUCUCAUUUAAAGAGUUAUCGGUGGAGUUCCGUGACGUACAGCUAUUACGGGUCACACCCGUGACGGCCGACAGUAAAGUCACAUUCAAUGUGAAUUUGGACAGAAGUACCGGACGUUUUCAUAUCACCGAAAGCGGAUCAAUUGUGGUGAGCGGUACUAUACGCGAGAUUCCAGGCGAUCAAUCGCUGCGAUACACGUCUGUAUUGAAUGAAAUACAAUCGAUGGCCGACGCGAGUCACGAAAUGCCCAUUUGUUUGCAAAAUAAAGAUGUGUACAAAAUGUUGAGAAUUCGGGGCUAUAAUUACGGCCCGAGUUUUCGCUGCAUUACAGACGCCCACGAGAUUCAAGACACGUAUUGGUCGGCCGGUAUUGAGUGGCGCGAGAAUUGGGUCACAUUUUGCGAUUGUUUGUUACAGACGUGUCUAAUAACGGAAUCAAAGCAACUGUUGGUUCCGGUGGCCAUCGAAGAGCUCCGAUGCGAUCCAAAACAACUGUUCAGCAAAAGCGGUGUCGAGAGGCGGACAGUAUUUGAUCCACACCUCAAUAUAGUGGUGACGGCGGGACUGGAGAUCCGCGGAGUGCGGGCCAGUCCUCUGCAUAGGAAUGUCAAGUCUCAAAAGCCGGCUCACAUGAGCUAUGAGUUCGUCGCGUUUGACGAGUACUUCAGGCAUGGAUUGAAUAAAGACAUCACGUGUUCAUCAUAUGACGAGCAAAACUUUCUUCGCUCUCAACUCACAAUAUUUGCCGAAAAUCUCAACAAAUUGAGUGGUAAUCGCGUGAAUGUGUUGGAAGUAAAUGAGAGCUCAGCGCCAAUGUAUGGCACAGUUAUGUCGACAAUGGAUAUAUUGCAGUACAGUCUCGACAUUCACUAUGUUUUGAUUGGCCGUAAGACUGAUCUCAAACGAGAAGACAUAAACAUGUAUUCAAAUACUUAUUCUCUCAACAAUUCUUGUCUGGGAUCUGAAGUGAGUGACGGCGGCGUCGAUCUGAUUGUCUAUAAGGAUCAAAGUCUAUGCAAUUUAACCGACGAAACAUUAAAUAAUAACAGCUUAUUAUUUUCAAGCUAUUGGCAAAAACUAACUGAUAUGGGUUUCUUAUUAAUUGUAAUGAAUGCCAGCAAACAUGAAGUGGUGAAGACUGUGGCCCAUAGUAUUGGUUUCCGUCUGAUAUUCAUCGAUUUUACCAACGAUUACAGGCAUUGGUUGCAGAGAUUUCAACGCGAAUUCAGUGGCAUCGGCGACAAACCCAUUGACCAGAAUAUAUAUUUAGUGGCCAACGGGUCGGCUGAGGGUCUGUUGGGUUUCAUGAAAUGCAUACAAAAGGAACCCAACGGACAUCGAGUCCGAUGUCUGCAGAUAAUGGACACAAAUUGCGAUGAUUGGAGUCCCGGAGUAUUGGACAAAACAAAUACUGUGUUAAACAAUAUCAUCAAAAAUAAUUUGGCUAUAAAUGUGUUAAGAGAUGGCAAAGUCGGUCAUUACGUACUCAAUGAGCUGUCGGUGCGGCGCAAGACUGUGGACACCGAACACUGUUUUCUAAAUCUGCAAAAUAGAGGCGAUUUGUCUUCCUUUGAGUGGUUUGAAUGUCAGCACAAGUAUUGGCCGCUAAACCGAAAUAUCGGCGAAAAGUUGGUUCACAUCUACUAUUCGGCCCUCAAUUUCAAAGAUAUAAUGUUAGCGACGGGUCAGUCAAUCGGUUCACAAUCAUCUCAUCUAAUACUCAAUAGUCGACUUCAAUUGAAAGCUCCGGACGGAGAGACCGAAUGCCUGAUUGGGUCAGAAUUUGCGGGAAGAGAUGAGAACAUGAAUCGAGUGAUGGGAAUCGUAUUGUCUAAAGCAUUGGCCACCACUUGUCUGGUUAAUAAAACACACUUUUUGUGGCCGAUUCCCGACCACUGGUCGAUGGAAGAGGCGGCUACUGUUCCCUGCGUUUACGGAACAGCAUAUUAUGCGCUUAUACUUAGGGGUAAAUUACGGCCAAAUGAGACAGUAUUGAUCCAUUCGGGUAGCGGUGGUGUGGGUCAGGCGGCCAUCAGAAUAUGCCUGAGUCUGAACUGUCGGCUAUUAAUAACAGUUGGCUCCGACGCCAAACGCCAGUUCCUUCAGGAAUUGUUCCCGACUUUAGGCGACGAGUGUUUUGUCACAUCCCGAGACGCCACCGCUUUUCGGCGUCACGUUAUGACCGAAACGGACGGCGCGGGCGUCGAUGUGGUCCUUAACUCCCUGUCCGACGACAAACUGUUCGCAAAGAUUGUCACUCAACUCAUCCACUGA